Molecule: messenger RNA, 1400 nt
Organism: Sceloporus undulatus (fence lizard)
Lineage: Eukaryota; Metazoa; Chordata; Lepidosauria; Squamata; Phrynosomatidae
Exons: 1
Source: RefSeq, a predicted model, not a curated record
GAACUCUCCGUCAAAGCACCUCCUGGGACAGACGGAUGUCCGUCUGUCAUGCAGCAACUCUCCCUCAAAGCACCUCCUGGGACAGAAGGAUGUCCGUCUGCCAUGCAGGAACUCUCCGUCAAAGCACCUCCUGGGACAGACGGAUGCCCGUCUGUCAUGCAGCAACUCUCCCUCAAAGCACCUCCUGGGACAGACGGAUGUCCGUCUGCCAUGCAGGAACUCUCCCUCAGAGCACCGCCUGGGGCAGACGGAUGCCCGUCUGCCAGGCAGCAACUCUCCCUCAGAGCACCGCCUGGGGCAGACGGAUGCCCGUCUGCCAUGCAGCAACUCUCCCUCAGAGCACCGCCUGGGGCAGACGGAUGCCCGUCUGCCAUGCAGCAACUCUCCCUCAGAGCACCGCCUGGGGCAGACGGAUGCCCGUCUGCCAGGCAGCAACUCUCCGUCAAAGCACCUCCUGGGACAGACGGAUGCCCGUCUCCCAUGCAGCAACUCUCCGUCAAAGCACCGCCUGAGACAGACGGAUGCCCGCCUGCAGCAACGUCUCCCUCAAGCAACCGCCUGGGCUGACGGAUGCCCCGUCUGUCCAGGCAUCACCUCAGCAAAGCACCUCCUAACCUCCGGUACAGACGGAUUCCCUCUGCCAUGCAGCACUCUCCAUCAAAAGCACCUCCUUUGGCGAGACGUAUCCCGUCUGCCAUGCAGCAACUCUCCCUCAGAGCACCGCCUGGGGCAGACGGAUGCCCGUCUGCCAUGCAGCAACUCUCCCUCAAAGCACCUCCUGGGGCAGACGGAUGCCCGUCUGCCAUGCAGCAACUCUCCGUCAAAGCACCUCCUGGGGCAGACGGAUGCCCGUCUGCCAUGCAGCAACUCUCCGUCAAAGCACCUCCUGGGACAGACGGAUGCCCGUCUGCCAUGCAGCAACUCUCCGUCAAAGCACCUCCUGGGACAGACGGAUGCCCGUCUCCCAUGCAGCAACUCUCCGUCAAAGCACCGCCUGAGACAGACGGAUGCCCGUCUCCCAUGCAGGAACCUUCCGUCAAAGCACCGCCUGAGACAGACGGAUGCCCAUCUCCCAUGCAGCAACUCUCCGUCAAAGCACCUCCUGGGAGAGACGGAUGUCCGUCUGCCAUGCAGCAACUCUCCGUCAAGGCACCUCCUGGGAGAGACGGAUGUCCGUCUGCCAUGUAGGAACUCUCCGUCAAAGCACCUCCUGGGAGAGACGGAUGUCCGUCUGCCAUGUAGGAACUCUCCGUCAAGGCACCUCCUGGGAGAGACGGAUGUCCGUCUGCCAUGCAGCAACUCUCCGUCAAAGCACCUCCUGGGAGAGACGGAUGUCCGUCUGCCAUGCAGCAACUCUCCGUCAAAGCACCUCCUGGGAGAGACGGAUGUCCGUCUGCCAU